UGAGUCAGACAUUUCUAAAUUCAACAACAUAAUGUUUAAAUUAGUGACUUUUUCAAUACAAUAUCUUCCUCUUGAAAUCAUAGAAUUGAUUUUCACAUACGUUCCACGAAAAGAAAAACUUAAACUGCGACUUAUUUGCAAAAAAUGGAAAGAAAUCUUCGAAAGCUCUUUCGAUUCCCGCAAAUUACUUCAUCUAAGAAUAUCUGGAUGGGAAGUCAGCAAAUCGGAAACUUUAAAUUUCCUCGCAGAAUCAACUACGUGCUUUAAUCAACUGUCUCUAAUUCAAGCGGAGUUGCAUGACAUCCCAAAGAAUGUUUGGGAAAACAUUGGAAGAAAUUUACGUGUACUAACCUUUCGAUAUUGCUUGAAAAUGGGAAUUGAGGAUUUUCAUAAAAUACUGAAUUUCUGUUCAAAUGUCGAAGAAUUGCAAAUUUUUGAUCAUUUUCCUCCAUUGGGACCGGGAUAUAAAUUCAAGACGUAUUUGAGCUUUUCAUGGAAUGUUUCUAACGUGAAACGAUUCGAAAUGUUUCGAGCUAGUGCUGUGGAUAAUCAAAAACUUCAGGAUUUUGUCACAAGAAUGACAAAACUGGAAUAUUUAAGGAUAGAGUCAGCUUAUCUCAAACGAAUGGAAGAAUCAAUUUUGGAUAUUUGUGAAAAAAGAGAUGAUUUACGAUCCUUGCUGUUAGUUGACAUAAGUGAAGUGGGCGGAUAUGAUUUCCUUUUCAUACUUAAUAGGUUCCAGAUAGCGAAAUUAAAUAGAUACGGAUGUCGUUUAAUUAAAACACAAUUAACACCAGAACUAAAAAAAUUUCUAGAACUGAAUACAAGACUUCAAUAUUUUGAAGUAUGGAUCUCUAAUGAAGAAUUAGAUCCUAAAUUCCUCUAUGACGUGUUUCAAUAUAGCUCAAGUCUAAAGAAGCUUAUAAUUCAUUGUGAUCAACUCAUUAAGCCAUUUACUAGAAACGAAGUUGAACUCUAUCAAAAAAGAAAACUGAAGAAAAUUGUCUUCUUUCCAGAUUAAUUUUGUAAUAAAAAUUCAAUAAAAGUAAUUUCAAUUCAAACAAAAAUAUGGAAAUAAAAUUAAAAAUCGUAAAUAUUUAAAUGCGCAGCGAAAAUCAAGCCAACAAGGUUGAGAACAGCAACAACAGUUAAAUAAAUGCUCACAUGGGAAAUAUGAGCAUUGAUUACAAGCGGAAAGUAAUUGUAGAUAUAUUUAUUUUAACAUAUAAAUAAAAUUAAUAUCUGUGCCAAUGGAGAAUUCUCUCCUGCUGCAAAUUUCUGCUAGAAUAGCAAAAGGAGCGUCGUUGUCGAUAUAUGAAAUGAAAAAACAAAUAAAAACAAGCAACUAAAAUGAUAUUACAUUGCAAUGAAACAUCAUCGGAUACUUUUUUCGCUCUCUCUCUCUAGUAUACAGUCCGGACAUUACUGAAUCACAGUGUGUUGCAAGUCGUAACUUUUCAUCUCACGCGGUUGAGGGCGAACGAUCAGAACACAAUUAAAUAGAUCGCUUGCAAUAGUUUUGAUAUACUGUGUGUAUUUAAAAUAUUAUUACACAUAUUAGUACUUUUGUUAUUUGAGAUGAAGUUGAAACAAUAAAAAAAAAUGUUUUUUUUUUGUCGAUCGUGAAAAAAUUAACUAA
This is a messenger RNA of Culicoides brevitarsis, 1639 nucleotides long. RefSeq lists its product as uncharacterized. The transcript has 2 exons. The record is from RefSeq and is a predicted model, not a curated record. Bases 32 to 1021 code for a protein of 329 amino acids. NCBI's taxonomy places the organism in Eukaryota, Metazoa, Arthropoda, Insecta, Diptera, Ceratopogonidae. Gene Ontology annotation, molecular function: protein binding.